Messenger RNA from Cetraspora pellucida, 329 nucleotides. The record is from the annotation of a GenBank genome assembly. NCBI's taxonomy places the organism in Eukaryota, Fungi, Glomeromycota, Glomeromycetes, Diversisporales, Gigasporaceae.
GUAAUAUUCCAACAAAAUUUUGUAAUAAACCUGAAGCUAAGGCACUUGUUGGUAUAAUACCAACAUUACAAGGAACUAAGGAAGAAUGUAAUAUGAUGCUAGCUAGUAUUAUUGGAGAUUGGCCUGAAAAUUGCAAAUCAUGCUUAACUUAUAGUGAAACAAAAUGUGCAUGCCCUUGUCAUACUUGCUUUGUUGAAAAGGAUAAAUUAAAUGUUAUUAAUUUACCAGUAAGUCAAAAAAUUAUUCGAACAGAGGAUCAAAUGCAACAAGUCAUUGCAUUAAAACAAGGCAAAGAUUAUUCAUUGCAUAAAGAAACUAAUAGUUUUUAG